Cooperia oncophora is the source of this 567-nucleotide messenger RNA. NCBI's taxonomy places the organism in Eukaryota, Metazoa, Nematoda, Chromadorea, Rhabditida, Trichostrongylidae. The record is from the annotation of a GenBank genome assembly.
AUGGGGCAGCUCGAUGAGUUCCUUCGAAUAGACCUUAUUGAGAAGGUGGAGCGACGGAAGCUCACGGAGUCUCAGCUACUGGAUCUCACUGCGAAGGAGUUAGGCUACAUGUUCAGCUGUGAUGGAGAAAAAUUGUACCAGACGAUGCGAAUGUUGCCACGGUUGGAAGUUGAAGCUGUUCUUAAGCCAAUCACUUACACAAUCAUGCAAGUUACCGCCACGUUGACUCCGGCGUUCUAUUGGAAUGAUCGCUUUUUAGGAAAAACCGGAGCUCAGUCCUUCUGGUUAACAUUAGAGAAUAUAGAUGAAAAUCUGAUAAUCCAUCAGGAGAGAAUCGCAAUAAAUAAGAAGAAGGUUGGAUAUUAUUUUGAGAAAAAUGUCGACGUGAAAGCCGUUGAACCACAGCAUCUGGUAUUCACUAUCCCGAUUCGGGAUCAUCAACUCACCAAUGUGUUCCAACUUCGUGUUGCAAGCGACUAUUUCCUCGUUGACGACACUGUAGUGGCACUUUCAAUGCACAACUGUAUACUGCCGAAAUCUUACAAAGCUCAUACAGGUAUCUGCUAA